Molecule: messenger RNA, 1770 nt
Organism: Physella acuta
Lineage: Eukaryota; Metazoa; Mollusca; Gastropoda; Physidae
Product: 5'-3' exonuclease PLD3-like
Molecular function (GO): catalytic activity
Source: RefSeq, a predicted model, not a curated record
UUGUAAUCACUAUUUAGCACUUACAAAAUAGUCAUUUUGUAGAAAAACUAUCUGGAAAAUAAUUUGUAGUAAAUGGCUUUUAGAGCAGCUACUGUGUUUUCACAAACAGUAGUUUGUUGUUUGUGUCUGUUUGUUGCAUUGGCCGUCUCACAGAUCCACCAUAUUGGGUCAGGCGAGGAGCCAACGAAUCCGCCAUGUAUAUUCACGCUGGUAGAAAGCAUCCCAGAGAACAUGACGUACUCCGCCAACGACAGACGGCUCAUGUCCACAUAUGACGCCCACAUGAGGCUACUGGACAGGGCCAACAGUAGCAUCCAUCUUGCAUCUUUCUACUGGACUCUGAGGGGCUCGGAUACGGAAGUCCACGACUACAGCUCUGUUCAGGGGGAAGACAUUUUCCAAAAACUGUCGGACAUUGUGAAAGGUGGCGAGAUGGACGUGAACAUUGUACAGAACAGUACCAGCAACGAGACAGACGAACUGGCUGCCAGCGGGGCACGUGUCAGAACAAUAAACUUUCCUAAACUUCUAAACGCGGGAGUGCUGCAUACGAAAAUGUGGAUCGUCGAUGACCAACAUGCCUACAUCGGUAGCGCCAACUUUGAUUGGCGCUCCUACACACAAGUGAAAGAGAUCGGCAUCCUGAUUGAAAACUGCCCAACAUUAGUUAAAGAUGCGAAAAAUAUUUUUGAUAUAUAUUGGUACCUGAGUAACGAAACAAUACCAACAGUUCCUGCUCAACUGCCUGACGAUUUGACUCCUGAAACCACCUACCAGUCUCCCAUGCCACUUGUCUACUACAAUGAGACCCAAGGACGAGUGGCAUUAUCAAGUUCCCCUCCACCAUUUUGUCCAAGCGGUCGCCUGCAGGAUAUUGACGCCAUCAUUCAUGUGAUCCAGGCAGCCAAUAAAUUUAUCUACAUCUCAGUUAUGGAUUACCUGCCCUUGGUCAUUUAUACAAGACCAGAACAGUUUUGGCCGGUGAUUGACAACGAGCUGAGGAAAGCGGCCUACGAGCGUCAUGUCUCUGUGUACCUGAUGGCCAGCAAAUGGCCCCACACCAAAGUGGACAUGUACGCCUUUCUCAUGUCACUCUACGACUUGAAGAGGGCUAAAGUUCACAGAAUAGACAUCCAGGUGAAAUUGUUUACUGUACCCUCCACCCCUGAACAGAAACAAAUCCCAUUUGCACGCGUCAACCACAACAAAUUCAUGGUCACUGAAAACCAUGCCUACAUAGGUACUUCCAACUGGUCCGGAGACUACUUCGUCAACACAGGAGGCGUCGGCUUCACUCUGGAGGAACCAGACGAUGGGGUCUUGGAUGGCAGCAACGUCAGGGAACAGCUGGUGGAUGUUUUUCUCAGGGACUGGAACUCCACUUACACAGAAUAUGUGUAUUGAGUCAGAAGCAGAACCCUAUAAACUUAACACUAUUUCAUAAGCUAAAUCUAUAUGCACACGGCAAUUAAGUUUAUAAAAUAAAAAAGCUUAAUUUAUGAACCUAUAUUUAUUAAGUCACAAGCAGAACCCUAAGAACUUAACACUAUUUCAUAAGCUAAAUCUAUAGUCACACUGCAAUUUAGUUUAUAAGAUAAAAAAUAUUAAUUUAUGAACCUAUAUUUAUUAAAUCACAAGCAUAAUUAAAGAACAGACAAUAUUUAGGUGUACAUGGAGUGUUUAUAUAUAAAGUUAACUACUAAUAUCUUGAGUCAGUGGCAUCAGUAUGCACAAGAAAUAAAAAUCUAAAAAUAUUGAAUGUAUUCUACU